GAGACUGGUUUCUGGUGACGGAGAUUAGAAGAGGAGAAACGGGUAGACUUUGCAAAUGGGAGCGAGAGGAAAAGGGAUCUGGUACGUGAGAACAUAAACAAGCAGCAAGUGGGGAGAAAUUCCAAGAGCCAGUGACACCUAACAAAAUGCGCGUCUAGCUGUGCCCCCAGCUUGCGGCAGGUAAUAGCCACACAAGCUCUUUCUGACAAAUCUCUCCGCAUCGUGCCCUCGCCCUAGAGGUGAAUAGUUUAAUUGGUUUAGAAACGAGCAGCCCACAAUAGAUGUCUGAGAACACAGACCUCAGUAAAAAUAUCUUGAAGUUAAAAGAGGAAAAACAAUCUCGUACAGAUUUUAAUUACAGCUGAGAAAGUGCAGUCUUUCCAGCGCGUCUCACCGCGCCGAGCGCCUGCUGCGCGGCUACCAGUAGCGAAUGAAUGAAAUGCAAAAGGGGCGACGGAGGAAAGGAGUGCAAUCGUAGCCCUCGAAGGGGUUCGUCAGCUCCGCGGCCCCCACAACGUCACCAAAGCCGGGACUGUAAGAGACUAUAAAGCCCGCUGCAGCGCCUGAACCUCAGUGAUCCAGCCGGUGCCCGGGAACUCGCGCAGGGGCGAUCCCGGAGUUCCCCUCAGGUGACAGCUCCUAACAACUCGCUUCUCGACUGUCUCAUCCUUCCUGCCGGCUAGAGACGCAAAAUCCUCGGAAAAAGUGCUUCCCCCGUUACCCAUCACCUGCUGGCUCAAAGCAUUUCUUAACCAUCAAGGGCUGCGUUAGCCUCUCUACCUUGCUUCCAGGCGGAGCUGAGGUCUGCCCACCAGCAAAGGGACCAGGAAGCAGAGAAGACCUUCGGCUGGCGUCCGUGAGUGGGGAGAUCGGGGCUGCAGACUAGCCUCGAUGGGUUCUCUCCCCGCAGCCGCGAACUGGACCGACCGCGCGAGCACGGCGGGCGCGGAUCCCGGGAACCUGAGCGCUGCGCUCGCGGCAGGGGCCGCUCCGGGGGCGACUGAGGCUGAGUGGCUGCACCUGCUAGUCCAAGCUGGCAACCUCUCGGCCUCGUCCUCUGCCCUAGGACUGCCCGCUGCCUCCCCGGCGCCUUCGCAACCCCGGGCCAACCUCACCAACCAGUUCGUGCAGCCGUCCUGGCGCAUAGCGCUCUGGUCCCUGGCAUACGGCGUGGUUGUGGCGGUGGCGGUGUUCGGGAACCUCAUCGUCAUCUGGAUCAUCCUGGCCCACAAGCGCAUGAGGACCGUUACCAACUACUUCCUCGUGAACCUGGCUUUCUCCGACGCCUCUAUGGCUGCCUUCAACACCUUGGUCAACUUCAUCUAUGCGCUUCACAGCGAGUGGUACUUCGGCGCCAACUAUUGUCGCUUCCAGAACUUCUUUCCCAUCACAGCGGUGUUCGCCAGCAUCUACUCUAUGACGGCCAUUGCCGUGGACAGGUAUAUGGCCAUUAUUGAUCCCUUGAAACCCAGACUAUCUGCCACAGCAACCAAGAUCGUCAUUGGAAGUAUUUGGAUUCUAGCAUUUCUACUUGCCUUCCCUCAGUGUCUUUACUCCAAAAUUAAAGUCAUGCCAGGCCGUACUCUUUGCUACGUGCAAUGGCCAGAGGGUCCUAAACAACAUUUCACCUACCAUAUUAUUGUCAUUGUACUGGUGUACUGUUUCCCACUGCUCGUCAUGGGUGUCACAUACACCAUUGUUGGAAUUACUCUUUGGGGAGGAGAGAUCCCAGGAGACACCUGCGACAAGUACCAUGAGCAGCUAAAGGCUAAAAGAAAGGUUGUAAAAAUGAUGAUAAUUGUCGUGGUGACAUUUGCCAUCUGCUGGCUGCCUUAUCAUAUUUACUUCAUCCUCACAGCAAUCUAUCAACAGCUGAAUAGAUGGAAAUACAUCCAGCAGGUCUACCUGGCUAGUUUUUGGCUGGCAAUGAGCUCCACCAUGUACAACCCCAUCAUCUACUGCUGUUUGAAUAAAAGAUUUCGAGCUGGCUUCAAGAGAGCAUUUCGCUGGUGCCCUUUCAUUGAAGUUUCUAGCUAUGAUGAGCUGGAGCUCAAGACCACCAGGUUUCACCCGACUCGGCAAAGCAGCCUUUACACGGUGACCAGGAUGGAGUCCGUGACAGUGGUGUUUGAGCCCAGUGACCCAGACAACUCCAAAGCCAGUCGAAAAAAGAGAGCAACCCCAAGAGACCCAAGUUUCAGUGGCUGUUCCCGCAGGAAUUCCAAAUCUGCCUCCACCACGUCAAGCUUCAUAAGUUCACCCUAUACCUCCGCGGAAGAAUAUUCCUAAAUCCAUUUUCUGAAGUGCAAGACUAGCGUUAGGGCAUCAUGGUGCCAGCAUAAGCCCCCAUUCUCCUGUUUAGCAGUCCUGUCUUACCUACUCUCUGGAAACAGAGGGCAAUUUUGGAGCAGUUAUGCUUCAAUUGAGAAAGGUAGCAGAGAAAUGUAACAAAGACACUAUUAAGAGAUUUACCCCCUCAAAAAUAAAAUGGGCUCUUAAUUUAUGCUUUGAAAAUUCCAAAUUAUUACAUGCAACAAACUAAACAUAGAUCUGAAAAAUACUUCUAAAAUGUUUCAUUUUUCUCAUUUAAAAGUUGCAAUUACAGGGGUGCCUGGAUGGCUCAGUCGGUUAAAGCAUCAGACUCUUGAUUUCCGCUCAGGUCAUGAUCUCACUGUUGGUGAGUUCAAGCCCCUAGUCAGGCCAUGCAUGGACAGUGAGGAGACUGUUUAGGAUUCUCUCUCUCUCUCUUUCUCUCUCUCUCUCUCUGUCUCUCUCUCUGUCUGCUCCUCCCCCACUUGCACUCAUGAUUUUUUUUCUCUCUCUCUCAAAAUAAAUUUUUUUAAAAAUAAAAGAAAUUUUAAAAUUGCAUAUGUAUUUGUGACACUAAAGUGACAUAUGAUUUUUCCAAAAGAUUAAAGAAGCUUUGUGGUGAGUGACAACAAAAUCUAUAUAAAUUAAACAUUUUCAUCUAAUAAAACAGAAAAAAGUUAAAUGACUCAUUUUUCUCAUUAGAAUGAAAGAAAAUUAGCCUCAAAGAGUAGGAAUUAAUGAAAAUCUUUACUCAAAUGAACUCAUUUGGAAGAAUGAAAAAUUUUAAAGAUUUAAAGAUUUUUCUCCAUGAAAUGUAACUGGAAAGGAAAUCUAGUAAAAUUAUUAUACAACAUACAUGUCACUCUUUUUAUUAUUUUUUCUGAGAAAGUGGCAUCAAAAGAAAAAAAAAUCCUUUACUUUUUGACCGUUACAUAUUUUUAAAUACCAAGCUAAGAAAUAGCCAAAGUUAGGAUCUUAAAAGGACAAAGCAAAUUCCUAUGAUCCUCUUUAUUUUUCACAAAUACUUAAAAAUUUUUAGAAAAUAGGCAGAUUAUAGGGGCGCCUGGGUGGCUCAGUCGGUUAAGCAUCUGACUUCGGCUCAGGUCAUGAUCUCAUGGUUCGUGAGUUUUAGCCCUGCAUCAGGCUCUGUGCUGACAACUCAGAGCCUGGAGUCCACUUCAGAUUUUGUGUCUCUCUCUCUCUCUCUCUCUCUCUCUACGCCUCUCCUGCUCUCGCUCUGUGUGUGUCUCUCUCUCAAAAAUAAAGAAACAUUAAAAAAAAUUUUUUAAAGAAAAUAGGCAGAUUAUAAAACACUAAAGAUGCCUUCUAAUGAAGGGGAGAAUCCCAAUUGUCUCUGAGACUGGGUUACCAAUUUUUGUAGGCAAGAAUUAAAGAUAGAAACUCAUAAUUAUUAUGGCAGACAGGAAUAUCUACCAGCACCAAAGAAGUGUCUCUCCCCCAGAACUCAAAGAGAAACAAAGAAGUUGGACAUCAACUUUAUCAAUUUUGGAGCAUCCUUAUCCUCUCUCUCCUCCCAUUGAAAAAUGUGUAAGGACUAGGGAAAAGUAUCAGAAGAUAUACUCAAAUGAAAAUCCUUAGAAAAGAAAGUCUAUGUACUACCUGUAUAUACUAAUAAACAUAUGUAGAAAGGUGAAUCAAUUGUUAGAAUAGAAAGCAGGACAAUAUUUUGGAUGUAUGUGAACUAAUAGUAGGCAAACAAGAGUAUGAUAUACACCACUCCACAGAGAGGUGUAUUUUGUCUAUUUAAGUAAUUCAGAAGCCCCCUAGAAAGAAGUGAGCUAAUGGUCCUGAGGAAGCAUCUAUUUACUAUAACAAAAAUUUACUGACAUAUUUCUGAGAGCCAUAACAAAAUAAGAUCUACUUUAAGUGUAGAAUUUAUCUUCCAGACCUCAGUGCUUAUAAAUCAUCUUUCCUUGAAUUAAAGAUACUGUCAAUCUUCCUCAAAAAAGCAGAAACCUUCUGAGAAUGUGGAUGUACCACACAAACUUUUCAGAAAGUCUAAAAUAUUCAGUUAGUUUUUUUAAAGCUAUCCAGCUAAAAUAAUUACCUGUAAUGCUUUACUCGACUGUUAUACCUCCAUCAAUAUAGAGUCAACUAUUGUUUUGAAAAACAAGAUAAAAGCAAUUAUUCAAGAGGAAAUCAUAGUCUGUUGCCACCACUAAAGUAAGUUUUCCAAUCCUUUUUCCUAUUUUGAACCCAAAGCCAGAAAUAUUUGAUUGUUACAAAGUGUUCAAAGUCUAAACAACUCCACCAUGUAUGUAAACUGAUUUCUUCUGAUUACACCAAUAAACAGACACACAUACAUAAAGACACGAGUAUGCAAAUACAAUCAUCUCAAUGUAUGUAACUUCAAAGAACUAAAUUCAAACUUGAAUGCUAAAAUAGUCAAUGGUUAUUACAGGGUUGCCACAAACAGUUCAAUACACUAUGAAGCUUGUGUGCAUGCUUUGGAUAAGCAAAUUUAUCAUUAUUUAGUAUCUCAUUGUUGAAUAUAAUGUUUUUAAAUGUUCAUUCCAAAACAUGUAAAUGCUUAUCAUACAAUGUCAAAGUGUCAACAAAAGUCUAAUAUUUUAAAGCACACAUUAUCUCCUUAAACUUACAAAUGAUUAUGAGACUAGCAUUAAUUAACAUUCUAGAUACACAGGACCAUCUUUAGCUGCAGAAUGUGGAUGUGAAGUUUGGCCUUCAGUUUCACUGUAGUCAGCUACCACCAAAUAUAGGUUGAAAAACAUAACUCUUGGCCUUCACACAUAGUAGGAGCACUUAGUAUAAUUUGCUAAAACAUCCAAGGAAAAAUAGUCCUUCAAUCUGGUGUUUUGUUUUGUUUGGUUUGGCUUUGGUUUUUUGGUCUUUUUCAGUAGAUUUGGUGUUGCUGGGUGUAGCAAGUAUCAUCCUUUGAGUGUGAUAGAAAUACCUGAGGUCCAGAUAGUACUUUUCUAACACUUUUAAGGGGAAACUGACAUCAUUAACUCACUGUUUGUGACUCUUAAAUGAAAACUUAUAAAGCGGAACUUUUUAAGGUCAAAAGUUUAAAAAAUAAUUAUAAAACAAGAACAGUAUGAAAGAGAGAAGACUUUAGCCCUUUUGUCUGAAUUCUGACACUGACAAUGAUACAAUAAUACACAUGGAAGUAAUUUUCAGUAGAGGUCACUUUAAAUAAAGCUAUGUUGAUAUUUUCACAUUUGUCAGGGCUUGGAAUAAUUUCUCUCCAAAAUUCACCCUACCUUCUGAGGUUAAAGUUCACUGCAAAUCUUUUUCAUUGUUUGAAGGUAAAAACUGGCUAGAAAUACUAGGGAGAUAGUUAAAAUAUCCUAGGAUAUUUUGGAUUUAUAUCAGUGACAGAAAAAUACAAAAUAUUUUGGGAAAAAUCUGAGAGAAUCAAGAAGCUUUGCAUCAUUUUAAAUACUUAUAAAAGACAAAAAUAAAUAAAUAGUUAAUGUUGUAUUUUCAUUAUUUUGCAUCUGGAAAAAGUGUUUUUGAAAUUACUUGCAUAGGAAAAAAUUAAAGCAACAUGAUUAUUGUAGAAUCCUAUCUAACAGCUUUUAUUUUUUUAGUAAGCUUAGUAUGCUGCUGCAUUAUUCCAUCUCCCAAUUUCAUGAUGGUGACAUUUCUGACCCAGCAGCCAAAUCUAUAUUGCUUUCCAGAUCCUGCCAGUCUCUUAUCAGCAGAGAUCCGACCAACUUCAAAGUGACCUCCACUCUUACAAAGCACAUAGAAGAAUGCCAGGGAGCUUAGUAUCAAACCUCAGAAGCACAAAAUAAAUGUGAGAAAUCAAUGCUGGCCAGCUCUAAUCUGAACUUGAAUUUUGUUGAUGCAGAAUUUCAGCAGAAAACCUCUGAUUCGUGUCUGGUAAAUGAUUCCAUCAAACGCAAACGCAGGAGAGUUACAACUUCUCACAGGUUUAACAGUAACAAGUUGAGAUCCCAAUAGUGCCAAUAGUUGCCAAUAGUGUUCCAAAAGUUAAGGAAAUGAAGCAUGACGCUGGUCAUGUAGAAUAAUAUUGUAAUAAUUUCCCUUAGGGCCAAGCAGGAAUGAAGAAUAAAGUACAACAGCUCUCUGUACAAGGUCAGUGAUUGUGUGUUGUAAAAUAGCUUGGUGAAAACUCUGUGUAUAUAAGAAAUAAAUGAAUAUAAUGUUUGUAACUAGUGAAUAAAGUAUUUUUAAGUUGUGGUAAUUGUACUGAAUAGGGUUUAAUAUAUUCAUACCCUUUGUGUAUGUGGUAAUAUCUGACAGAUUUGCUUUUGCUUUUUUUUUCUGUAAAAUAUUAAAAAUAGGAUUAAAAAUGAAAGCAGCCCUAAUAUUUUCCUACUGGCUAGCAAAACAUAUAUUAUGGAAGGUCCUGUCUU
Messenger RNA from Acinonyx jubatus (cheetah), 6677 nucleotides. It is a transcript of the gene TACR3, whose product is annotated as tachykinin receptor 3. The transcript has 5 exons. The record is from RefSeq and is a predicted model, not a curated record. Gene Ontology annotation, cellular component: plasma membrane; sperm midpiece. Bases 892 to 2289 code for a protein of 465 amino acids. Gene Ontology annotation, molecular function: tachykinin receptor activity. NCBI's taxonomy places the organism in Eukaryota, Metazoa, Chordata, Mammalia, Carnivora, Felidae. Gene Ontology annotation, biological process: positive regulation of flagellated sperm motility; G protein-coupled receptor signaling pathway.